Molecule: messenger RNA, 1084 nt
Organism: Hevea brasiliensis (rubber tree)
Lineage: Eukaryota; Viridiplantae; Streptophyta; Magnoliopsida; Malpighiales; Euphorbiaceae
Exons: 6
Coding region: 193-810 (205 amino acids)
Molecular function (GO): protein binding
Source: RefSeq, a predicted model, not a curated record
AAAAAAAAAAUUGUCAGAGCAUCGUCCAAUAAUUCCAAAAGGCUUAGAAUUAGAGCAUUUUCAUUACUAGUGUGUGCCUCUACCCCUACAAUGAAGGGUUAAGGCUUUGAUUUUUCUCUCCCAUCCAUUCCGAGCCGCGCAAAAUCAAUUCCAAUACUUCAGUUAGGGUUAGGGUUUAACGAUUUCAGAGACAUGUAUGCUGAUCGUGUGGAGGCUGCAGGGAAGAGGUCGGUGAAGGAGCGUCUUAAUGGUAAUUCUACCGAAGAUUUUACUCGCCGGUGGCAAAUUACUGGAAAAAGGCAGAGGGAAGAUGAUAAGUGGGAACAUGAUCUCUAUGAGGAGGAUGAACCACGCUCUUCAAAUCGCAAAGUCAGUAGUCAAGAUCUUCGACUGAAGCUUCAAAAGAAGACUCUUCCACAAUCAUCACAAAUUGGAAAGGGGUCAGGCAUGCGGGAUUUACGUGAAAAGCUAUCUGGGACUAUGAAUUCACAACCAGUGAAUGCUGAUCCACCUAGAAGGAAACUGGAGGCUGCUAAACUAGCUAGGAGAAGUGUUGCAGUUGAAGCUUCCGAGCCAGAGAUUAAAAAGGUUGCUAGGGUGGCUCCUAGAAAAAUGUCUCAGCAAAAGGCAUAUACUUCAAUAGAAGGUUUUCUGCAAUCAAUAGGCCUUGAAAAAUAUCUCAUUACUUUUCAAGCUGAGGAAGUUGAUAUGACAGCUCUAGUUCACAUGAAUGAUGAGGAUCUCAAGGCUAUAGGAAUACCAAUGGGCCCAAGAAAGAAGAUAAUUUUGGCAUUGGAAUCUAGGGGCUGAUAUUGGGAAGGGAAGUGCAUACUUGCAUGUAUUAUGGUUUGACAGUCCAGUUAGCAGGGCUGUGUUGUGGUUGAUAUAUGCCUGGAUGUAACAUUUUUCCCUGUUGGUUUUUCUCUUUGGUUCAUUGCUGAAAGUGGCCUAACUGGCUCAUUAUAGAUAUGAAACCUUUGAAUUUUUAACUUGCGCCAACCAUAGGUUCUUCUUCUUUGUCUCUAUUUUUUUUAUUAGUAGUAGGAACUUUUUAGAUCAAUGAAAUUCUAUGUUCUAUUUGCUA